Molecule: messenger RNA, 1515 nt
Organism: Periconia digitata
Lineage: Eukaryota; Fungi; Ascomycota; Dothideomycetes; Pleosporales; Periconiaceae
Source: the annotation of a GenBank genome assembly
GCACCACUCUCUGCAUCUUCAUUGUCCAGGACGUAUUUGUAUGUGUCGAUUGUACACGCCAUCAGCCACAUUAUGCCUAGCGGUCCGACAAGUCGUGGCUGCAACGCUUGUCGCGCACAGAAGAAAGGUUGCGACAGGCAGAAGCCAGUAUGCUCGCGCUGCAAACGCUUGAACCUUGUAUGCGUAGGGGCGGGCGAGCAAAGGUUCAAGUUUGUAGGAACAGACUCCAAGCCAUCCAACUCAACGAAGCUUGUUCCCGUAGCCCGUACGUCAAUUUCGCCAGGCCUGGACAGCGAAACCACAAGCAUUAGCAGUGCUUUCAUCCGAACGCUUGGAAUUGGUGAUCCAUCCAGUCAACUCGAUACCAUAACUAUGGUCAAUGGAUUGUUUGCGCAGAUUCCGCGUCGUCUCGGCUCUAACAAAGCCCUCGAUACUGCUUCCGAAGCAUUGAUGAGUAGCUAUAAGUUCGUCUAUGACCGAGGCCAGAUUCGGAAAGCUAGAAUGCACUACGGCCGUGCAUUGAAAGAGUUGUCAAUCACUUUACAAGACCCAGCGGCGACCCGUUCGUCAAAUACACUUUGUGCGAUCUACUUGCUACUAAUUUGUCAGAACUGGAUAUCUAAAGGUGAGAUGCAAUAUGGAAAUCACAUGGAGGGGGUUUGCUACGUGUUGAACGCCUUUGCCGAGACAUUCGACUGGACUCGACCCCGGCAUACUUACGACAAUUCCAACAACUUGGAGCUAGUAUUGAUAUCUAUAUUGACCUUCCCUCUGAUGGUGGAAAAGAUCUACAACCCCCGGUUAAACUUUGGCCCGUGGCUGCAAAAGGCACUGGCGUGGCAAGGUCCAAGAGGAAAAGACAUCAAAUACCCAUACAGCCUGGGAAUGAGAAACGUGUAUCAGAUCACAGAAUUAGUGCAAGACCCUGCGCCACACCAAACUGCUUUUGAGAUUGCAUAUGAUAUCCUUUGCGAGGAUAUAUCCAUAAUGGGACAACGACUUGCGGAUCUCUCAAUUAGUUCUGAUGGAAAGAGUGGAAAUGAAGUUCCUCAGCAGAUAAGAGCUUUACAAUUUGUUUAUGGCAUGCACUACGGCAUGAUGCUGCCUUUUGCUUGCAUCCUGAACUCCCUCCUCCGCGCAUUCCCCUCAAACCAGUUCCAACCGAAAGCACUAGAAGAAGAUGCCGAGAGAUUUGUUAAAGCAUCAAUCAAAUUGGCCAGAGAAUCGAAUCCAUUACGACCAUUGGGCACCGAAGGGAUUCCUUGGGUGUUAUGCUUCACGUGGGCCCUCUCAUCUGAUGCAGCCACACAAACUGAAAUAGAAGACUUGAUCAGAAUGUACGACUCGGAUUUUAUGGGCGCGAAUAAUUUCCCGGUCGCCAUAUGGACAAGGAGAUGGCUUGAGAAACAAACGAACAAGAUCCGCGGGAUCGAAGAGGAAUUGCACGGUAUAGGCGAAAGUGACGCGGAUUUGGAAGCCGUGAUAGGACCUGGAAGAUCUUGCUGUGUCAUGUAG